UCUGUUGAUCCAUUACGGUGUCGUUUCCGGCUUCCGAUUAUCUGAUGUUACUAACGGCAGCUCCGUUUUCCUCCCUUCGCCGGCCGACGGCAGCCGUCACACAACCAUGCUGCUGCCGCUCUUUCCUCCGAAAGACACUUCACGCCGUGCGGAAAUCUCCCGUCGCCACCUCCAGAAGAGUCCUGCCAGUGCUCGCAUGUCUCUCCAUGAUGAUCUCCUCCUCAACGGAUACUAUACAACUCAUAUUUGGAUUGGAACACCACCGCAGAAGUUCGCUCUUAUUGUUGAUACAGGGAGUACAGUUACCUAUGUCCCUUGCUCUGAGUGUAAAAAGUGUGGCAGCCAUCAGGAUCCUAAGUUUCAGCCGGAAAUGUCAAGCACUUAUCAAUCUGUGAAAUGCAAUAAGGCUUGUCCCUGCGACCAUAAGAGGCAGCAAUGUAUUUAUGAGAGACGGUAUGCUGAGAUGAGUGCAAGUUAUGGGUUGCUUGGAGAGGACAUCAUUUCUUUUGGAAAUCUAAGUGAGCUUGCACCACAACGAGCUGUUUUUGGAUGUGAAAUUGCGGAAACUGGUGAUCUUUACAGCCAACGUGCUGAUGGUAUAAUGGGCUUGGGCCGAGGUGAUCUUAGUAUAGUUGAUCAACUUGUGGAGAAACAUGUAAUUAGUGACUCUUUCUCCUUGUGCUAUGGAGGGAUGGAUUUUGGUGGCGGGGCAAUGGUUCUUGGUGGAGUAAAACCCCCUGCUGACAUGGCAUUUACCAAAUCAGAUUUUGGUCACAGGUAUGUAUAGGAAACAAUUGUUUAGAGACACAGUGAUGUUAGGUCUCCUCCUAGC
Nicotiana tabacum (common tobacco) is the source of this 832-nucleotide messenger RNA. The record is from RefSeq and is a predicted model, not a curated record. NCBI's taxonomy places the organism in Eukaryota, Viridiplantae, Streptophyta, Magnoliopsida, Solanales, Solanaceae.